AAAUAUUUGGAAUAAAAAAUUAGAAUAAGCUUUUUUAUAACUACAUUAAGAUAUGCGGUUUGAAGGCAAUGAAAGAUUGGAAGAUACUUCAGCUUGCGCUGGAGUAAGAGCUGAUUUGAAGAUGUGCUUGCUGGAAAGUGAUUGUUGCAAAAAGGACAAACGUACACCCCGGGAGUGUUUGCAGAGUAAUUUAGUACCGGAGGAAUGCCAAGUUUUGCGAAACACUUUUUUUGAAUGCAAACGAUCUUUGUUGGAUAAUCGUAUGCGCUUUCGUGGGCACAAAGGAUAUUGAUAUUGUGAUAUUUUUUUGUACGUUUUCUUUUUGUUAAGUUAAAUCGCAAUAAAA
Molecule: messenger RNA, 346 nt
Organism: Glossina fuscipes
Lineage: Eukaryota; Metazoa; Arthropoda; Insecta; Diptera; Glossinidae
Product: cytochrome c oxidase assembly factor 5
Exons: 3
Coding region: 53-292 (79 amino acids)
Biological process (GO): mitochondrial respiratory chain complex IV assembly
Cellular component (GO): mitochondrion
Source: RefSeq, a predicted model, not a curated record